Seminavis robusta is the source of this 1806-nucleotide messenger RNA. The record is from the annotation of a GenBank genome assembly. Lineage: Eukaryota; Bacillariophyta; Bacillariophyceae; Naviculales; Naviculaceae.
AUGGAUGUGAGCAGUGAACGAGACGCUCGCAAUCGCUUGUGUCGCCUCUUGAACACUCUAGUAGUGUUGGACAACAACAGCAACAACCACAAAUCGAACCACAAGAGUACCAAAAUUACGUCUCAAAUCGCCGAACUCGUAUUGGAAUAUCCUCGCUUGACGUUGGAGUAUGUGCGGCAUCACCGCAGUGGAGACGAACUCACCAUUCUGGGGUUUUAUUUACAGUCUUCUACUGUUGCCGAUUCGACGAUUGAAGAAUUUUGUCGCGUCUUUCCCAAAUUAUUGACGAUCGAAUGCAACCAGGACCAACCGGGGAGACUUCCGUUGCAUGCCAUUUGUGGGUUGGGCAUGCAACGACGAUCCUUGAUUCCCGUAGUGUGCAGUCUGUCGCCGCAAGCCACUUCCAAACGAGAUCAGUUCAACAAUCUCCCCAUUCACAUUUACUUUCUCAAUCAUCGUCAUGAACAAUUGGAAACUCAAAACCGACAGCAAGACGUAGUAGUAGAAGAAGAUGACAAUGAGGAUGAUCCACAACCACAACAACAGCAACAAGAUCCAUCUGUACGGGCCGAACUUUCCGCAUUGAUUGAAGCCUAUCCAGAAGGAGUCUUUUGUGGUUCUCAAAUGGGACUUCAACCAAUCCAAUACAUCCUUUCCGACAACAAUCUACUAUUGACACAUCAAGAACAACAACAAAGAACUAUAUUUACCGAUACCUUUCACAGUCUCUCCAAUGUACAAAUCACCAGUCAACUCUUUCUGCCAUAUGUUGCUGCCGAAAGCUUGGGAAUUCCGCAGGCCAAUCUCUUGACGCAGUUUCUACAGCGCGUCCAACGACUCAAUUUUAGACCCAUCGGAUGGCCUUUUACACCCGAAGGAUGGGUCCAAUUCAUGGCCAGUUUAUCGACGUAUACCGAACUCGAACAGUUGGAAAUUACGAUUCCCUAUUACUUGUUGGAGAAUCACGAGGAAUGUUAUCAAGUCGUCGUGGAGACAUUGCCGCAACUACUAACGUUGGAAUCGUUGAUUCUCUGUUUUCCAACCAAUGUCCCACCGUUGCGACGGGCGGUGCGCAAUGACAAUGACGACGAUACUACGACUACUCAUGUGGCCGACAUGGCCGUGCCCAUUGCGGCACUCCUACAACAACAGCAUAACAACAACCACAACCACAAUUUGCAAGAACUCAUUGUCCGAGAUGGCAUUGACAUGGACCCGACACUGAUUCUACAAGCGGUUGCAAACAACAACAACCACAACAACAACAACAACAACCACAGCCAUCAUUUAAAAAUACUCGAUAUUCGAUCCGUACGCAACAACUUUAACGUCGCACAACCGCUGGCACACUUGUUGCAGCACUCGCGACUCGAAUCAUUGGCCAUGAGAUACAUUACCAUGGAACCACGACGCGUUGUCUUUCAAGCAUUGGCCGGCAACACACAUCUCAAAUCAAUUCGUCUUCCCGGGCUGGUGGAAUCCACAACAUCUGCAGCGCAACAAGAAGAGGACCAUUUCAGCCGCUUGUCAUUGGUAUUGCAACACUACAAUGCCACAUUACAAGAAGUGCAGUGCUUGGGAGCGUCCUUUCAGGAUGUGUCGGGAAAGGAACAUGCCCAAGUUCAACAAUACGCAUUGCUGAAUCGACAUGGAAGAGUGCACGUGCGACGGGAAUCGUGUUCGUGUCACGAUGUUCUCAAACUCGUGCAGCACGUCAGAGUUGCGGAUUCUCAAAAACAAUUGUCCAUUGUGUAUGGGCUCUUGCGAGAGGCUCCUGUGCAUUGGUGUUGUCUUUCUUCGAAUUGA